CGGCGAACCGAUCGAUCGAGUCGACGCCGCCGGCCCCGUUCAACCGCGUCGCGUCCUCGCCGUCUCAACCCCGUCGUCAGUUUUGGCCAUCUGAGACAAUGUUUUCCUCGGGAAGAUUUGGUUUCCGGCGUGCAAGCAACUUCGAGCAAACCUAUCGCUGCUAUUCAGCGUCCUUCUUCAACAGGCCACAGCUGGAAGGCGGCGACAAGGUGAUCAUGCCGGCAUCUGCUCUGGCUCGCCUGGCUUCCAUGCGCAUCGAGUAUCCUAUGCUGUUCGAGCUCCACAACGCCGCCGCCGAGCGGACUUCGCACUGCGGGGUGCUGGAGUUCGUGGCAGAGGAAGGCACGAUCAUCAUGCCUUACUGGAUGAUGCAGAACAUGCUCCUUCAAGAGGGCGACACCGUGCGCGUCAGGAGCGCCACCCUGCCCAAGGGUACCUAUGUGAAGCUGCAGCCUCACACGAGCGACUUUCUGGACAUCUCGAAUCCGAAAGCCAUCUUGGAGAAGACUCUGAGGACUUUCUCUUGCUUAACCACGGGGAACAGCAUCGUGGUGGCUUAUAACAACAAACAGUAUCACAUUGAUAUUGUUGAAGCCAAGCCUGCUUCUGCGGUUAGCAUUAUCGAGACGGAUUGUGAAGUGGACUUUGCGCCCCCUCUCGAUUAUAAAGAACCUGAGAAACCACAGCCAACUGUUGUUCCUGCAAGCAAGGAAGUUGCUCAAGAUCAAGAAUCUAAUGUUGAAGAAGAUGAACCAAAAUUCAAGCCAUUCACUGGUUCGGCAAAACGGUUGGAUGGUAAGGGUUCAAAACAGCAAGCACCUGAAGUCCCUUCAGCUGCUGCGCCUGCAAGUUCUGCACCUUCAGUCUUAAACAAAAGGGCAAGUCAGCAAACUUCUGCACCUUCAGGAGCUAGCACUUCCACACGCCAGAAAACAGGAAAGCUUGUUUUUGGUUCAAGCGCAAGCAACAAGAAAGAAGCACAAGCACAAAAGGAGCCUGUUAAAGUGAGUGAGCCUCCAAAGAAGGAAGAACCGAAGUUCAACGCGUUCAGUGGAAAGAGCUACUCAUUGAAGAAUUAGCUGCUAUCUAUUAACUACGGAUAACUUGGAACCGAACAUGUUAUCUUGCUUGGAAGUUGUCUGCUCACUGUGGUAGCUGUAGACAAUUUUUUUUUUCUUUUGCUGUAGACAAUUUUGUAUCUUCACUUGGCAUACAUCUGAAUCAGCAGCCGUGUGGUGGAAAUAAAGUGUAUAGAUUCUUUGCUUGAUGGCUAUCUGUUAAUCUAG
Messenger RNA from Lolium rigidum, 1286 nucleotides. Its product is annotated as ubiquitin fusion degradation protein 1 homolog. The coding region runs from base 99 to 1079 and encodes 326 amino acids. Lineage: Eukaryota; Viridiplantae; Streptophyta; Magnoliopsida; Poales; Poaceae. Gene Ontology annotation, cellular component: VCP-NPL4-UFD1 AAA ATPase complex. The record is from RefSeq and is a predicted model, not a curated record. Gene Ontology annotation, molecular function: polyubiquitin modification-dependent protein binding. The transcript has a single exon.